AUGCCUUCUGUGACAUUGCCUCGCAACAGCUGGUUCUUCGAAGACUGGCUUCACUUACCAGCCAACAACUCUAUUGUAGGCGAGCCACAAGACAUCCAAAUAACUCUUCUACAACUUCAUCUUGAGGUGUCACUCAUCAGGGAGGAAGUGAAUGCAGACCAACGCGAGCUCAGGGAAAGUCUGAGCCAAGAUAUGGAUGCCAUGAAUCGGAAGGUCGACAAUGUAAGGGCAUGUGUCUUGAAGAUGUCCCAUUUGGCAGAUGACCUCACAAACCAUUUUUAUUCCCUCCAACCGGCGUAUGUUAGGGCAUCGACUGAAAUUGCUAAGAUGAAGAAGAUGCUUGCUGUAACAAGUGUAUUUGGAGUGGUAGCUAUUGUGGAAGUGGUGGCAGCUUACAGGUGGUUCUCAUGA
Molecule: messenger RNA, 411 nt
Organism: Lactuca saligna
Lineage: Eukaryota; Viridiplantae; Streptophyta; Magnoliopsida; Asterales; Asteraceae
Source: the annotation of a GenBank genome assembly